GUCCGGGGGCGGGGUGUCUCGGAGGCGGGGCCGGGGCCCCUGUGUUUGUUGCACCGUGUCAGUUACAUUGUAACAAAAGUGGUGCAGCCGCUCUUCGGGCCAGCACCUUAGGCCCGCCCGCCACCAGCUGUCUCCGACAUGGAACCUGUGGCCAGCAAUAUCCAGGUCCUGCUGCAGGCGGCCGAGUUCCUAGAGCGCCGCGAGAGAGAAGCUGAGCAUGGCUACGCGUCCCUGUGCCCGCACCGCAGUCCGGGCCCAGUCAACAAGAGGAGGAAGCGAUCCCCCCAAGCUUCUGGCACGCUGGACAGUGGGCGGUCUGUGCACAACGAGCUGGAGAAGCGCAGGAGGGCCCAGUUGAAGAGGUGCCUGGAAGAGCUAAAACAGCAGAUGCCCCUCGGGGCUGACUGUGCCCGGUACACCACAUUGAGCCUUCUGCGCUGGGCCAGGAUGCAUAUCCAGAAGCUUGAGGAGCAGGAGCAGCAGGCGCGGCGGCUCAAGGAGAAGCUGCGCAGUAAGCAGCAGAGCCUGCAGCAGCAGCUGGAGCAGCUCCGGGGGCUGGCGGGGCCAGGUGAGAGGGAGCGGCCACGGGCAGACAGCCUGGACUCUUCAGGCCUCUCGUCGGAGCGUUCGGACUCAGACCAAGAGGAGGCAGAGGUGGACGUGGAGAGCCUGGUGUUCGGGGGCGAGGCUGAGCUGCUGCGGGUCUUCGGCGCAGGCCAGGAGCACAGCUACUCACACAGCAGAACCACCUGGCUAUGACCUUCACCACCCCAAAGUGGGCCUCUACCCUCAGACUACUCUCCGCUCUGCCGGCAGGAGUCCUCCCCAAAGCCUCAGGGGCUGCUCGGAGUCACCUCCUGUUGCAAUGGACUAAAAGGACCCUUGUGUGGGAAUAGGUGCCUGCCCCCAACCUUGCCGCCGGCUGUGCCUCCUGGGGGAGGGGUGCCUGGGUUUCCCCUGAGCCCCACAGGGCAGGCAGCUUAGGCCUGGGCCACUCUUCCAGGCCUUUUUUUUGUAGCACUUGGCUCUGCUGUCCCCAAGGGGGCAGGAAGCCUCUUGGGCCUUCACAUUCCUUCCUAGACAAGGCUCUCUGGCCUUUGUCCCAGAUACUGUACAGUAUUUUCAUUAAAAACCUCUUUACUAA
Molecule: messenger RNA, 1144 nt
Organism: Herpailurus yagouaroundi (jaguarundi)
Lineage: Eukaryota; Metazoa; Chordata; Mammalia; Carnivora; Felidae
Gene: MXD3
Product: MAX dimerization protein 3
Exons: 6
Coding region: 139-759 (206 amino acids)
Biological process (GO): regulation of transcription by RNA polymerase II
Molecular function (GO): DNA-binding transcription factor activity, RNA polymerase II-specific; RNA polymerase II cis-regulatory region sequence-specific DNA binding; protein dimerization activity
Source: RefSeq, a predicted model, not a curated record